AUGGCACGAACAGGAUACGCAAAGGGAAUGAAGGGAGGCCAUGCCACCACAGAGAUAGAGCAGAAGCCAAAGCCGUCUCACGGAAAGGGGCGCACUAGCAAGCGUGUGACUCUAUGCCGUGAAAUUGCUCGUGAAGUCGUUGGAUUGGCUCCUUAUGAACGUCGAAUUCUCGAUAUGAUCAAGACCGGGGGAUCUUCCGCCGACAAGCGCAUUUACAAGUAUGCCAAGAGACGCCUCGGAUCCCACAAGCGGGCUCUGGCCAAGAGAGAAGAUAUCAAGGAAGUCAAUGCAGCACAAAGGGCACGACAGGCUGGUGCUUAA
This is a messenger RNA of Seminavis robusta, 321 nucleotides long. Lineage: Eukaryota; Bacillariophyta; Bacillariophyceae; Naviculales; Naviculaceae. The record is from the annotation of a GenBank genome assembly.